This is a messenger RNA of Symbiodinium sp. CCMP2592, 2862 nucleotides long. The record is from the annotation of a GenBank genome assembly. Lineage: Eukaryota; Dinophyceae; Suessiales; Symbiodiniaceae.
AUGGCAGAGAACGCCGAUCGAUCUGCUGUUCCAUCCUGGGAUGGCUCUGCAAGGACAUGGCGGCGGUUUACGAGGGAAGUGGCUUGGUGGGUGACUUCUACACCGAGCCACAAGCGUAGAUACUGUGCCAGUAAACUGCUGAGCCGACUCACUGGACCUGCGAGGCUAUUGGCGAUGUCGUGGUCACGGAUGUCGCUGGACUCUGAGGAAGGGACGAAAGUCCUUCUUCAACGGCUAGCGGCCUCGCCGCUUGUGCGCCGCUCUCUUCCGAAUGCUGCAGCGAUUUGCCAACAGUACUUUUCGUUUCGCCGCAAUCCUGCAGAGAGCAUAGGGAACUUCUUGGUGAGGGAGACGCUGGUUCAUGAAGAGUUUGUGGAAGCUAUCAUCAGACUUCACGAAGAGAAAUUGGGCAUCUCUCAGGAGGCACGCGACUUCGGCUUGCCCUCUGGAACCACGGACUCUUGGGAUGAGUGGCAUGGCGGCUGGAGUUGGUGGGAUGAUGAUGCCUACAAUGAGGGUGAAGGUGAUGAAGCUCCUCCUGCCGGCGAUUCUCCCGAACCUCAUGCUCCAGACGAGGCGACCGCGCCGCCAGUGACUCCGACGACACCUGCGGCCGCCCCGGGCUCUUCUCCCAGCCAUCGAGGUGAUGUUGAUCAAGCUCCUCUUCGUGAUCCUUCUGAACAAGUACGGCCUCUUGGUUCUCCUCCCGAGGCUAUCGACGAGAUGUCUAUGGCCGACUCCUUUAUCCUCGGAGUCUUGAGGGGAUGGCGUUUGUUGCAGGCAGCGGGACUGUCUGCUGAGGAGAAACGUGACAUCCUCAGUAGCACAAAGAACUCCUUGGACUACGAGGUGGUGGCUGCUGCGCUCCAGAGCUUGUGGGACGACCAACUUCUGGGUCACCGAGGUUCCCAUGGGCAAGGCCACUACAGCGCGAACUACGUGACCGCCUCGGACGACGGCUACGACAAUCACGCCUUCAUGGGCUACUGGGAGGAUGAGUGGUUGCCAGACUCGAUGUACGGCGAGCACUACGAGGAGUCCUGGGAUGACAAUGCUGGAUGGUGGGAGACCGAUUGGCCGGGCCAUGAUGGAAUGCAGGCGACUACGGCGUCCGAGGACAUCACUCCAGAGGACCAGGAGCGACUUCGCGAAGCUCAGCAAGCCGAGAGAGUAGCCGAGAAUCUUGCCGCCGAGGCCCAAAGGACCUGGACAGAGGCCCAACGGGCCACCCAACAACUUCGUCGUGACCGUGGGUUCGGAGCUGUGACUUCUGGCAAGGGCGCCUGCUUCGAGUGCGGUGGCCCACAUCUUGUCCGUGACUGCCCCAAUCGGCGAUUCAGCUCCAUGAAGGGCAAGGGCAAGGGCCACUACCAGGCGACCAUGGACGACAGCGGCCUCUACUACCAGGGUAAGGGCAAGGGCAAGACUAAGAGUAAGAAGGGCUACUGGUCUGAUGUUCAGGCUGCUUGGAUGAAAGGCAAGCAGAAGAGCAAGGGUAAGGGCAAGGACCCUCACCGAUCUGUGAAUGCCUACAGCGCUGAGUACUUCGUGGGCGGUCUUGAGCUUCGCGAGUCCUUUGACUUGAAUGCGACCAACAUGGCAUCCACUUCUCCCAGCAUGGCGAUGCUGGACUCCGGAGCGACGGCUUCGGCUGCACCUGAAGCUGUAGUUCAGUCUCUUGUACAAGCUGUUUUGUCACAGGACCGACAGGCACACAUCGAACUGGACCAAGCUUCGCGGCCAUACUUUCGCUUCGGCAACGGGAAGUGGGGGCGUGCACUUUGUCGUGUCAGUAUUCAAAGCAGAGCUUCUGGACAUCUUCGUUCGUUUGCCUUGUACACACUCCCCAAUCCUGCAGAGUACUACCAAGCCCAGUUUGACAAGAGCACCCUAGUCCCCAUCUUGAUUGGCAUGGAUUUUAUUGGUCCGGAGGGUGUUGGCAUGAUGAUAGACUUUGCUACCGGGUUGGCUAUGUACACGAAGGAGUCGUCCCCCGAGAUCUUUCAGCUGCCAGUGAACCGUAAGGGCCACUACACUCUGGAUAUCGUCCAAUAUUUAACUAGAGGGCACAAGUGUGAAGAAGGUCAUGCUCAUGUGUUGGUACGGGACGGACCUCAGCCCUCUACUUCAACCAUGUCACAUCAACUACUCGAGUUGUGGACUGUGUGGAUUGACCUGCAAGUGAGUGAUCGUCAGCUGCUAGAGCGGGACCUGUCUGCUGCAAGAGAUCGCAUGUGGAGGUUGUAUCAGCGCUCACAAUCUAUGUCUCCGACAGCAGCGUCUUCAGCUCAGAUGUUGAGUCUCUCUGACUCCGUCGACCCGACAACUUCCUCUUCUCGCGAUUCUCAGAAUGGCAGCUUCGCGCUCGACGGCAGCGGCUGCGGAUCCGGAGGUAGAGGCCAUUCUGGCCGCCUCCACGAAGGCAAAGGCGAAGGCCAAAUCAAGGCGAGUCAGUGGCCAUGCUUCGGCCAACAUGUUCCAGCUGCCCCGAUGAGCAAUCAGCACGGCCAAUGGAUUCACUGCCAGCACUGCGACCUUCGUCUUCUGUAUACCCCUCGAAAAGGGUCACCUUCCAACACGACGGCGGUGACGAACCCGGCGAUGGUGAAGAAGAUGCUUCUUGGUCUCCAAGGAAUGCUGGGAGACAAAAAGCCGACUGCGAAAAUCUGCCACCACAUGAUGGCCAAGAUCAAUGCCGAGGAGGUCCUCCAGAAGGCGGUGACGGAGCUCCUCACUACGGGCGGCUAUCCUGCUCCCUCGACGACCACUUCGCCGGUGAGCACGACCUGGGGAAUGGUGAACGACGACUACGACCAGGAGCUGAUUCAGGCCUACGAGAUGGAGAACGACAAGCAGCUGUGA